Messenger RNA from Arthroderma uncinatum, 354 nucleotides. RefSeq lists its product as uncharacterized. Bases 1 to 354 code for a protein of 117 amino acids. NCBI's taxonomy places the organism in Eukaryota, Fungi, Ascomycota, Eurotiomycetes, Onygenales, Arthrodermataceae. The record is from RefSeq and is a predicted model, not a curated record. The transcript has a single exon.
AUGGCAUCCCAGUCUGAUACAACGCUGGAUAAGUCAUCUAUCCUCACGGCCGUCUAUCAAUCACCCCGCACAUCCCAAGAUACAGCCGCGCCACCUGCACACGUCUUCGCGCAACAGCUCUCUGCCUCUGUAUCCCCAUCUGGAGAACACAGCCCUGCGAAACGAACGGCAUACCUAGCUGAACUUCGGGGCUCUAUAAUAUCGCUGCAGGCCGAUGUGAAUGCCUUUCUCACCGAAAAGAUGGAGGAUGACAAACGUCGCGAGGCCCAAGAGAGCGGGGGGGUCGCUGCAGCUGAUGAGAAAAAGGAAGAAGAUAAUUAUGGCGAGGAAGUUGUCAAUGAUGAAGAUGAAUGA